AAUACAAAUAAAGAAGAAGACAUUUUUCUCGUUAUUCUCCAGUUCCUCGCAGAAUCUAUGGUAUCAAUUCGAUUUAUCUGCGUCUAAAUACUCCAACUUUUCGCAAUUCACACCUAUGCCCUGCGAUUCUCCGAUGCGUUACACCUUAGUCCGCGAUUCAUUUAUGAUUUUUAUCCCUUUUUCUUCCAAUUAAAGUAAAUUUUAUGCUAUCUAUAUUCCCAGAAGAAGGCUGCACUGAACUUCCAAGCUUUCCUCUAGAACGAAAGCAAAGAUUAUACUGUCAUAAAAAGUUUGUGGACUUCUUUUAAUGGGUGCUCCUAAGCAGAAAUGGACUGCAGAAGAAGAAGCAGCACUGAAAGCUGGAGUAGUCAAACAUGGGGCUGGAAAAUGGCGAACCAUACUUACAGACCCAGAAUUCAGUUCCAUUUUGCGCAUGCGUUCAAAUGUAGAUCUCAAGGACAAAUGGAGGAACAUAAAUGUGACAGCAAUAUGGGGAUCUAGGCAGAAGGCAAAGCUUGCCCUUAAAAGGAACCUACCAACCCCCAAAGUUGACAAUAACCACACAGCCUUGAGUACUGUAGUUCAACGUGACAAAGAACUUGCAGAUUCCAAGCCUCUAGCAGUUUCUGGUGGAACAUCUCCUAAUACAAAGGAACAGAUAUCAAGGUUGGAUAAUCUUAUAUUAGAGUCCAUUAUCAAGUUGAAGGAGCCAAAGGGUUCUGACAGGGCAGCCAUUGCUGCAUAUAUAGAGGAUCAAUACUGGUCUCCGCCAACCCUCAGAAAGUUACUGUCAACAAAACUGAAGCAUAUGGUAGCGAGUGGAAAAUUAAUUAAGGUAAAGCAUAAGUACAGGAUUGCAACAAAUUUAACAAUAUCUGAGAAAAGAAGAUGCUCUUCCUUGUUACUCCUGGAAGGGAAGCCCAAAGACUCUCCAAAAGCAGAGAAGACUGAUGUCAACAUCCUUUCAAAAUCUGAAAUUGAUGCAGAACUAUCAAAAAUGAAGGGUGUAACAGCUCAAGAGGUAUCAGCAGCAGCUGCAAAAGCAGUUGCAGAGGCAGAAGCUGCCAUUGCCGAGGCUGAGGCAGCAGCUAGGGAGGCAGAGGCUGCAGAAGCUGAAGCAGAGGCUGCACGAGUGUUUGCAAAAGCAGCAAUGAAGGCCCUAAAAUGCAAAACACUUCAUAUUUGAUAGUGUCAGCUUCUGCGUGGCUGACAUGAGCAGUAUAUUGGUUUGAGAUCUUUAUUCUGCUAAUAGACAUCCUGCAUGUAUUUAAUUACUGUAUAUAAUUUAGGCUUGUAAAUUCGGAAUAUGCGGGAUUGAUCCAUGAAACAUUUUGUCAGGAGUCAUUAAGAGCGUAUUAUUUAUUAUUUUUACCUUGUUUUUAAAGACAGACAAUGAGGCGAGGGUACAAAGAAUUAGUGGAAGAGUGGAAGUAGUGAUCAGUGUUGUAAUGGAACGUGUGAUAGGCAUCUGCUAUUUGUAGUGAUCAGUAAGAGCGUAUUAUUUAUUUUUACG
Molecule: messenger RNA, 1513 nt
Organism: Abrus precatorius (Indian licorice)
Lineage: Eukaryota; Viridiplantae; Streptophyta; Magnoliopsida; Fabales; Fabaceae
Product: telomere repeat-binding factor 2-like
Exons: 7
Coding region: 308-1186 (292 amino acids)
Biological process (GO): nucleosome assembly
Cellular component (GO): nucleosome
Molecular function (GO): double-stranded telomeric DNA binding
Source: RefSeq, a predicted model, not a curated record